Messenger RNA from Penicillium samsonianum, 1605 nucleotides. RefSeq lists its product as uncharacterized. Bases 1 to 1605 code for a protein of 534 amino acids. Gene Ontology annotation, molecular function: transmembrane transporter activity. The transcript has a single exon. The record is from RefSeq and is a predicted model, not a curated record. Gene Ontology annotation, biological process: transmembrane transport. Lineage: Eukaryota; Fungi; Ascomycota; Eurotiomycetes; Eurotiales; Aspergillaceae.
AUGGAAGAGGACCUACAACUCAAUGGCACCGAGCGCAUUUGCGUUGACGGGGAGGUCGCAUUAAUUCCCUCGCCCACCAAUUCUCCAAAUGAUCCACUAAACUGGAGCAGCUGGAGACGGUACUGGCAUUCAUUUUUGGUCCUUGUGUUUGUUGCCCUGACAGCGGCAACCGCCAACGAUGCCGGCAACGCUGGAAAUGGCAUGAACGCUGAUCUGGGUAUCACCUGGGACCAGAUCAACAUUGCUGCAGGAGUUUUGUUUGUCGGCAUUGGAUAUACCACAUUGCUCCUCGGCCCAGCACCUUUCUUAUAUGGAAGACGUAUCUCCUAUCUGAUUUGCCUGGCGUUUUCCGUCAUCGGCUCCAUCGGGCUAGCCCGCACACAAAGUGUCGGGGACAACAUUUGGAGCCAACUUUUCGUGGGCGCCUCCGAAUCCUGUGCGGAAGCCCUUGCCCAGCUGUCUCUUUCUGAUCUGUUCUUUCAGCAUCAAAGAGGUCUGGUGCUGGGAUUAUACGUUCUUGCCACGAGUAUCGGUACAUUCACGGGACCCUUAGUGUCCAGCUUUAUCGUCGACUCUCCCAUCGGGUGGAGAUACGUGGGCUGGCUUGCUGCAAUCAUAUCCGGGGGCUUGAUCGUUGUCUUUUAUUUCACAUUGGAGGAAACAUUCUUCGAUCGGAACAACCCUAUUCACGGACAUGAUGCGCCUCCUGUCAAGGCUGAGCCCACCUUGAAUGACGUCCCGCUGGACAAAAAGGACAAACCGAUUGCGAGCGUGCAGCCGACAUCCUCUGACUGUGAACUCGACGAAGAAUGCGGCCAGGAAAAAGGAAAGACAUAUUUCCAGCGCAUCGCCCUGAUCACCCCAUCGCCAACCCUGGUUGGGACAGGCUUCAAGCAGUAUUGCCGCCGCCUGUUGCACACGCUGCGCGUCUUCACCUUCCCCGCAGUCCUCUACUCGGGCCUUCAAUGGGGUGCCCAAGACGCCUGGCUGACCUUCUACCUCACUGUUGAAGCAGACAAUUGGUACGGGGGACCCUGGAACUACAGCGACGCCGCAGUGGGCAUCAUGAACGUGCCGACCCUGAUCGGGUCGGUCCUCGGCUGUAUCUACGGUGGAUGGUUCUCCGAUUUCUUCGUCAUGUGGAUGGCCAAGCGAAACAAAGGCAUCUUCGAGGCUGAGCAGCGUCUCUGGCUCUUGUUGCCUGUUGCGUUUAUCGGCCCUUCUGGCCUCAUGCUAUUCGGGAUCGGCUCGGAUAAAGGCUGGGACUGGCAUCUGCCGUAUCUUGGACUGGGAUUCAUUGGUUUCGGCUGGGGUUGUGCAGGCGAUCUUAGCAUGGCAUAUCUCAUGGAUGCAUACCCGGAUAUGGUGCUGGAGGGCAUGGUCGGUGUGUGUGUCAUCAACAACACUAUUGGUUGUCUUUUCACAUUCACCGCCCAGAAUUGGUUGGAUGCUCAGAGUCUUGCACAGGUUUUCAUUGCGAUUGGCGUCUUGAGCUUCUGCUUUAUUAUGACUACUGUCCCGAUGAUCUACUGGGGCAAGAAGUGUCGGAAAAUGACUCGGAAGCAGUACGAGGCUUUCCUUAUGCUUCGUGAUGGACCUUCUUAA